UUAAAACAAGUCCAUCAAAAUAUAAAUAUGAAGUCAUCAUUUUGUAGUUCUCUCAAUUAUGUGUUAGUGGGUAGCUUUUUAUUAUUAUUAUUAUUAUUUUCUCAUAAUAUUAAUGCAGUUCCUUCAAUAAGAUUGAGAAGCAAUGAGAAGGUAGAAGCAGUUUAUGUAUUUGGUGAUUCAAUUGUUGAUACUGGCAAUAAUAACUAUAUCAAAACCCCUGCUCACUGCAACUUCCCACCUUAUGGGAGAGACUUCAUUGGUCGCAAACCUACUGGAAGAUUCAGCAAUGGCAGAGUCCCUUCUGACCUUAUAGCUGAAGCAUUUGGUGUAAAGAAGAUCUUGCCGGCAUACCUCGAUCAGAGUCUGCAGCUCGAUGACCUCCUUACCGGAGUGUGCUUUGCCUCCGGCGGAAAUGGUUAUGAUCCAAUCACAAGUUCACUAGCUCCUGCAUUUUCUUUGAGUGAUCAGCUAAAUCAGUUCAAAGAGUACGUAGAGAAGAUAAAAUCAGGCGUCGGAGAAGAAAGGGCGGCGACAAUAGUGUCGAAAAGCAUAUCCGUAAUAUGCACAGGAAGCAACGACAUUGUAAAUAAUUAUUUUACUAUACCUUUCAGGAGUCUUCACUAUGAUUUUAAUUCAUAUGCUGAUUUCUUGGUCACGUCGGCUCUUAGUUUUAUCAAGGAACUACAUGGACUUGGAGCAAGAAAAUUUGGGGUACUGAGUGUGCCACCAAUAGGAUGUGUGCCAUCACAAAGAACAGUACGAGGAGGGUUAAAACGGGAGUGUUUUGAGGAAGCAAACGAAGCAGCCAUUGUCUUCAAUUCCAAGCUCUCCUCAGCUCUUUUUUCUCUCAAUUCCACUCUUUCUGAUUCUCUUGUUGUCUAUCUUGAUGUCUAUUAUCCCUUGCUUUCUCUCAUCCAAUCUCCUGCCAAAUACGGAUUUGAAGAGGGAAAUAAAGGAUGCUGUGGGACGGGAAAAAUAGAAGUGACAUAUCUUUGUAAUAGCUUCGACGACCCAUUAACAUGCCAAGAUGACACCAAAUUCAUUUUCUGGGAUAGUUUUCAUCCAACACAGAAGGCCUAUGACACUCUUGUCACCAUCAUCCUCAACAAAGCUGCCAACUCCUUUUAAAUUCUCUACUAUAACCUUUCCACUGUAACACUUCAUUUUUAAAUUAUUUUUUUUUUUUUACAAACAUGCAUUUUGUUAACUAAUUGAAAUAACUAAAUACAUUAUGAAAUAUAUUUUAUGUGUACGGAUUUCAUAUUAUCUAUC
This is a messenger RNA of Mercurialis annua (annual mercury), 1272 nucleotides long. Its product is annotated as GDSL esterase/lipase EXL3-like. Gene Ontology annotation, cellular component: extracellular region. NCBI's taxonomy places the organism in Eukaryota, Viridiplantae, Streptophyta, Magnoliopsida, Malpighiales, Euphorbiaceae. Gene Ontology annotation, molecular function: lipase activity. The coding region runs from base 28 to 1128 and encodes 366 amino acids. The record is from RefSeq and is a predicted model, not a curated record. Gene Ontology annotation, biological process: lipid metabolic process. The transcript has 5 exons.